Kwoniella botswanensis is the source of this 993-nucleotide messenger RNA. RefSeq lists its product as uncharacterized. The record is from RefSeq and is a predicted model, not a curated record. Gene Ontology annotation, biological process: D-amino acid catabolic process. Gene Ontology annotation, molecular function: D-amino-acid oxidase activity; FAD binding. The transcript is spliced from 5 exons. NCBI's taxonomy places the organism in Eukaryota, Fungi, Basidiomycota, Tremellomycetes, Tremellales, Cryptococcaceae. Bases 1 to 993 code for a protein of 330 amino acids. Gene Ontology annotation, cellular component: cytoplasm.
AUGGUGAACAACCAAUAUGAUGCUGCCAUCUUAGGAUGUGGAGUUCUCGGCUUGACGAUUGCCCAAGAAUUAACAAGGAAAGGCUUGAAAGUCGCUUUGGUAGGUAAAGAUCUACCUGAGGAUAUACAUUCAACGGGAUUCGCAAGUCCCUGGGCGGGCGCAUCGUUCCAUUCAUUCGCUACUAACUCGGCGGAAAAACGACGAGAUACCCAUACAUUCAAGGAAUUCGAGAGGUUAGCUAGGGAGAUACCGGAACUGUGCGAGAGGAGACCAUAUAGAUAUUUUAAGAAGGAGAAGGAUGUGGGGGAAGAUCCCUGGUGGGCGGAUUUGAUGUUUGAUUACCGGCAUCUCAAAACUUCCGAAAUACCCGCUCCAUUUGCCCAAGGCGUGACAUUCGAAGCUUACACGCUCAAUACUCCCUUAUACCUUCAACAUCUCGGCAACUGGCUCCGAUCUCGCAACGUACCCAUCAUUCGCGAGCGAGUCUCAUCCCUUAAUGAGAUGUACGAUCUCCCUUCGAUAGGAAAGGUCAACCUAGUGAUCAACGCAAGUGGAUUAGGAGCAAGAUCUUUAAUAGGCGUAGAAGACUCGCUGGUUCAUCCAGCAAAAGGACAAACUAUCCUUGUUGAAGCUCCAGAUGUGAGAACCACCUAUGGCAUAGAGGGUAAACACCCAAUACCGAAUCAAUCGGUAUACAUCAUUCCUCGUCCUGGACCGGCCAAUCAUGUGAUCCUAGGCUUAAGACCUGCUAGAGAAGGUGGAUUGAGAUGUGAACUUGAACAGAGACUCAUAGGUGAUAACGAGAAUAAUGAUGCUUUACUACCGGCAAAAGGUAAAGGAAAAGGGGGUAAGAGGAAAGUAGGAGUCGUACAUGCGUAUGGAAUUGGAGGGGCGGGAUAUCAAUCUAGUCUGGGGAUAGCCAAGGAAGUAAGUGGGUUGGUAGAUCAAUGGUUGGAAGGGGAUGGAAAGGGAAAUAGGAAAGCGAAGUUGUAG